Geodia barretti is the source of this 684-nucleotide messenger RNA. NCBI's taxonomy places the organism in Eukaryota, Metazoa, Porifera, Demospongiae, Tetractinellida, Geodiidae. The record is from the annotation of a GenBank genome assembly.
UACCUGCCGAUUACAAAAAGCGUCGUAAACAAACUCCCGCAGGUCGUUCUGUGCUAGUUGUGCUGUGUUUAUUCCCGAUCAUCUCCCUCAGGAUAACUCCAGAGCCGAAACAAUCUUAACGACAGACGUCUCUCUAAACGGUUUCUGAACGGCGCUAUAAACGUUUGCUAGAGGAGUCUCGGGAGAAUGGGGAACACGUGCGAAUGCGUGAGACGGCAGGGAGGCGACGAGGCCGAGGACGCGCUCCUGGCAAGCUUGGUGGCAGAGGGAACGGCAGAGGGCAGGCCCCGCGGACCUCCUCCCCCUUACCAGCCACAAGCUCCGGUUUACAACUACCCACUGGCUGCCAUGACAGAAGAGAGAAGAGCUCAGUUAGUCCGCAGGAUCACCAUCAUUCAGAGCCUACCCUGCAUUGCCUAUGAAGUGAGGGGAGACAAGGACAAGAAGAAGGAGCCUAGAGAGUGUGCCAUAUGUAUGAUGGACUACUGUGCAGGAGAACUCAUAAAGCUCCUACCGUGCAUGCACUUCUACCACCUCCGCUGUAUCGACGACUGGCUCAUGCGCUCCCUCACCUGCCCCUCAUGCAUGGAGAGAGUCGACUCCGGACUCCUCGCUACACUCUCCUCUGGAGGAAAUCACGUUAGCCCAGGAGGCAGAGGGUCUUCUUCCAGGGGAGGGGGCGGG